This is a messenger RNA of Engraulis encrasicolus (European anchovy), 973 nucleotides long. RefSeq names its product RNA binding motif protein 11 (gene rbm11). Gene Ontology annotation, biological process: regulation of alternative mRNA splicing, via spliceosome. Gene Ontology annotation, molecular function: single-stranded RNA binding. The coding region runs from base 86 to 973 and encodes 295 amino acids. The record is from RefSeq and is a predicted model, not a curated record. NCBI's taxonomy places the organism in Eukaryota, Metazoa, Chordata, Actinopteri, Clupeiformes, Engraulidae. The transcript is spliced from 6 exons. Gene Ontology annotation, cellular component: nucleus.
GUCAGGAUAACAGUAGGGCUACUCCACUAAAUAAACUGAGAAUAUCUCCGUACACGAGUGCCUUGUCAGAUUUUCGACACGUUGCAUGACGAUGCCAGUCGAUUCGAGUGAUGCAAACGGGACGGUUUUUGUGGGUAAUUUGGAUCCUUUGGUCAAGGAGGAGAUUCUGUUCGAGUUGUUUCUGCAGGCAGGGCCGGUGAGGAGGGUGACCAUCGCUCGGGACCGAGAGGGCCGCCAGAGGACCUUUGGCUUUGUGCUGUACAAGCAUGCCGAGGCCGUGCCCUACGCCAUCGCCCUCCUGAACGGCAUCUCACUGUACGGACGCCCCCUGAAACUGGACUUCAGCAAUGAGAGCACCCAUGACACUAGCAGCUUGGGAUCUCCAGGCACUGAGGACAGGGGACCCAAUGCUGGCAGGAGAGUCGUGUGCCCACAGACUUCCACCUUGAACGGAUUUAAUUUCCAUGGAGACUCUAGAUCCCAAGACCAAACGCCUGGAAGGAACCUGCUGGGCAACUGCCGUCCGUCUCCCCUGCCACACUUGACCCACGUCUCCCAGCACCAGGCCUCUCCUCUCACCCCCCUCCUCCCCCCCCAGCAGCAGCAGCAGCAGCAGCAGCAGCACCCCUUGCUCAAGCUGCCCCCCCACCCCUUCUUCAGCCCCUUCAGCACCUCCACCCCGGGCCCCCUCCAGCCCUGGCCUCCAUUCGCCUUUUGGGCCUCCUCCUUCAGCCCCCUGCUGCCCAUGAUGACCCCCCCGCUACGGGAGCAGGAGCAGCAGGAGCAGCAGCAGCAGCAGAAGCAGCAGCAGCAGGAGCAGGAGCGAGGAGGGGAGGCUGGGGAGGCUGGGGGCGCCACCCCGAAACUUGGAGAGAAGGAAAGAGAGGCACCAGCGAAGGAGCAGGAGGAGCAGGGGCACCGACGCAACAAGAGGAGACGCAAACGCAAACAGAUGAACAGGCAAACCACCUGA